This is a messenger RNA of Doryrhamphus excisus (bluestripe pipefish), 1386 nucleotides long. It is a transcript of the gene hcar2, whose product is annotated as hydroxycarboxylic acid receptor 2-. NCBI's taxonomy places the organism in Eukaryota, Metazoa, Chordata, Actinopteri, Syngnathiformes, Syngnathidae. Gene Ontology annotation, cellular component: plasma membrane. The record is from RefSeq and is a predicted model, not a curated record. Gene Ontology annotation, molecular function: G protein-coupled receptor activity. Gene Ontology annotation, biological process: phospholipase C-activating G protein-coupled receptor signaling pathway; positive regulation of Rho protein signal transduction.
UGAGAGGCAGAAGCUCAGGAUGUCUACGCACUGAUUUGGAUGGGUUGCAAAGUUUAGUUGCAUUUUUUGCUAACCAGUUCCUCCAGCGGGCGCACCCUCUGACCUCGCCGUCAUGGGGGUUCUUUUCCUCAAUUUGUCGGUACUUUUCAUCGAGCACAGGCCCAUCAACAACACGCCGGCCGAGAAGACGGUGUACGAGGGCUGCAGGAACAUGCCGGCCGUCCUCAUCUGGUACCUGGGCCUGCAGUUCAUCAACAUGUUCUUGGGCAUCCCGGCCAACAUCAUGGUGCUGUGGCUCAUUCACAAGAACAAGGGCGACUCGUCCACGUCGGACAUCUUCAUCCUGCACUUGGCCGUGCUGGAUGUCCUCUUCUGCCUCAUCCCUCCCUUAGAGCUGGCCAACAUCGUCUUCCUUACCACGAGCAGCACCUGGUACGUUCUGCGCUUCUUUUAUGGCAUGAAAGAUUCCUCGCCGCUCUUCCUCUCCUGCAUCUGCCUGGACCGCUACGUGGCCGUGGUGCACCCGAUCACCUUCACCAAGCUGAAGGACCGUCAGCACCGGGCGGGCCUCGCCAUGCUGGUGUGGCUCAUCACGCUGGCCUACGCCACCGCCAAAUGCAUAGGCAACAUCGUCAACUUCGAGAAGGUCUUCACCGCUAUGAUCCUCGCCGCCUUUGCCGUCAUGGUGUUCUGCAACAUCGCCAUCCUGUGGGUGCUGCGGCAGUCAGGGCCCGGCCGAGACGAAAUGCAUCCGGUGAAGAAGAGGGCCUUCAAGAUGGUGCUCAUAAUUUUGGCCAUCAUCGUGUUCAACUACUUCCCGCCCGUGGCGCUCUUUCCAUUCCAGCACUACUUCUCGCCCGAUGUCUUUCGCUGCUACAUCCACUACGUCGCCUUUGGCCUGAUGGACUUCAGCAGCAGCAUCCAGCCCGUGCUCUACCUGUCCAAGGAGAAGGUGUCCUGUCCCAGCUGCUGCCAGCCCAACUCCACACACCUCCAGUAGCGGGUCCAAUGUGUACAUUUCUGUUGUCGCAAAGCCAUCAUCAGGUCUUUGGAGACAUCCAAUGAGAUCCAGUACAGAAGAUCCCACCAGAUAUCGCUUGCAUUUCUCUUUUUUUUCAUGCAUUCCAAGACGCAAAGAGAACAAUUAGAGCUAUACUAACUUAUACUAAGUACUAAGAUCUCAGUGCUGUAGAUCAUGUUGUCCAAACUUUCUUCCAAAGCUGAAGGACACAGGGGCCACUUUGCUGUUUGUCUCCGUUAGUUUUAUGAUUAAGCAUGCUAAAACCAAGUUUAUUCAUAUACUUUUAUUUAAAUAAAACAAGCUGUGUGCCUCAACCGGUCCUAUGUUGUCACUAGUGAGUGUAUCAUUAUGCAUAGAUGUCCCUG